AUGGAUAACGACAAAGAAUGCUACACAGAGCAAAGGAAGAAGAAAGCUGGAGCUGUUCUUAAAAGUUACUUUCACCUCCAUCACCGUCCGUCCACCGCCUCCUCCCCUCCGGAACCGUUGGUUGGACCAUACUACAACCUAAUAGUCGUGCCUUUUUAUUUGGGAGGGGCUAAUCCAUUGCAUUUCCAAGGCCAGCACAUCUACCAAGAUCUUAUCGAUAAUGCUUAUAAGUGGAUGAUCCACAUGUAUUCGGUUCAAGUUGCCGGCAAUCUAGCCCAAUGCUGCUACAAAGCCCUCGUAGAUAGUGGAAGCAAAUACAUUUAUGGCCCCCGUGCUCUAAUCUAUGCAAUCAACCGCCAAAUCCUCAACCGGGAAGUUCCUCUUGGUGGAGUGACAUUACUUGAAGCCGAUGAGUUUGAAAAUUUUAACCAAUUGCCUGGAGUACUUUUCACCUUCGGUGAUGGUGGACACGUUUUUGAUAUGCAACCGGAAGACUACAUUUGUCCAGAUGAAGACACGCCGGGAAGAUUUAGCACCGUCUUUAGACCAAUGGUCUUCCCAGACGGCGAACCACACUUUGUUUUGGGAUUCCCUUGGCUCCGUCGAUACCACACGAUCUUUGACUUUGGGCAAAGGAGGAUCGGAUUUGCUCUUGCUCUUGCGUAA
Arabis nemorensis is the source of this 666-nucleotide messenger RNA. The record is from the annotation of a GenBank genome assembly. NCBI's taxonomy places the organism in Eukaryota, Viridiplantae, Streptophyta, Magnoliopsida, Brassicales, Brassicaceae.